This is a messenger RNA of Fragaria vesca subsp. vesca, 2130 nucleotides long. Its product is annotated as putative pentatricopeptide repeat-containing protein At1g12700, mitochondrial-like. Gene Ontology annotation, molecular function: protein binding. Lineage: Eukaryota; Viridiplantae; Streptophyta; Magnoliopsida; Rosales; Rosaceae. The transcript has a single exon. Bases 1 to 2130 code for a protein of 709 amino acids. The record is from RefSeq and is a predicted model, not a curated record.
AUGAAGAUGAUGCUCAAAUCACUUGAGGCCUUUUCUUCUUGUUCUCACUUCGGCAGCACAAGAGGUAUGCCUUUCCUUCACUCUACUCUUGCUCUCCACAAUUUCAUGGCCUUGUUUCAUUCUCAACCCUCAAACCCAAUCAAAUCAGUGAGAGAUGUGGAGCAUACCUUGAAUGUGUUCAAGGGAAUGCUUCACAUGCGUCCUCUGCCUCCUCUUGUCUGCUUCAACCAACUCUUGGCUCAACUUGUCAAAUUGGAGCAUUAUGAUGUAGUGAUUUCUCUGUUUAAACAAAUGGGUCUCAUGGGAAUCCCUUAUGAUUCUCCUACUCUCAGCAUUCUCGCAAAUUGCUACUGUUAUUUGAAUCAAGCACAAGCCCCCGGGUUGGGUUUAUCUGUUUUGCCACACUUCUUCAAACUGGGUCUUCAACCAGAUGUCACCACCUUCACUGCUCUAAUCAAAGUCUUUCUUCUUCAGACAGCCAUAGAACCCAAGACCUCAAACCCAAAAGUCAAUUAUCUUGACUUUGCCUUGAAGAUGUUCCAUGAAAUGCUUCACUUGCGUCCUCUACCUUCUGUUAUCCCUUUCAAUCGAAUCUUGUCUCAACUUGUCAAACUGAAGCAGUAUUCUGCAGUCAUAUCUUUGAAUAGACAAAUGCUUCUGCGUCGAAUUGUUCCUGAUGACUAUACUCUUAACAUUCUCAUCAACUGCUAUUGCCAUUUGAACCAAAUGGGGUUUAGCUUGUCUGUAUUGGGAAAUUUCUUCAAAUUGGGUCUUCAACCAGAUGUCAUCGCCUUCAACACUCUGAUCCAUGGUUUUGUUCUCGAGAUUCAAGUGGCUGAGGCUGCACUGAUUUUCACCAAAAUGCUGGAGGGUGGUCAUUGUAAGCCCAAUGUGGUUACUUUCAAUACACUUAUAAAGGGCUUUUGCAAGAAAGGGAACAACAGUGCUGCAAUUCAAUUACUUAGGAACAUGGAAGAAAGAGGGUGCGAGCCUGACAUUGUUUCGUAUAGCACCAUCAUCGAUAGUCUUUGCAAGGAGACACUAGUUGUAGAUGCAAGGAAGCACUUCUCAGAGAUGAUUAGUAGAGGUAUUGCUCCCAAUGUUGUCACCUACACCUCUUUGAUUCACGGUGUUUGCAAUUUAGGCCAGUGGCAAGAAGCUACAAGGUUAAUGGAUCAAAUGUUGAGUAAAGGUGUCUUUCCAGAUGUCUUCACCUUUAAUGUCUUGGUUGAUACACUUUGCAAGGAAGGGAUGGUCGUCGAAGCCAAAAGUGUGGUUCAAAUGAUGAUUCAAAGAAAUAUUGAGCCUGUUACAAUUACAUAUAACUCACUUAUGGACGGUUACUGUAUGCGAGGAGAAAUGGACGAGGCAAGACAAGUUUUUGACCUUAUGAUUAGAAGGGGCUCCAUGGUUGAUGUUCAGAGUUGUAGCAUAUUGAUUAACGGAUAUUGCAAGGCUAAAGAGGUCAAUAAGGCUAACAAGAUUUUUAAGAAAAUGCGUCGUAUGGAACUAGUUCCAGAUACAGUUACUUAUACCUCUCUAAUUGAUGGUUUUUGCAAAGCGGGGAGAAUUCAAGAAGCAGUGGAGUUGUUCUCUAAGAUGCACGGUUGUGGGCACCUCUCGAAUCUUCAAACUUAUGCUGUUUUACUUGAUGGCCUGUGUAACAAUCAGCGACUUACUACGGCAAUGGAAUUGCUUAAAGAGAUGGAAGUCAACAAAAUGGUAGUUAAUGUUAUAGUUUACAAUAUUGUUAUUGAAGGUUUGUGCAAAUCUGGAAAUAUUGAAACUGCCAGAGAUCUCUUCUCUCACUUAUCAACAAAAGGACUUCAACCUGAUGUGAGAACAUACAAUAUCAUUAUUCAUGGACUUUGUCUUCAUGGCUUAUUGAUUGAAGCAGAAAAGUUGCUGAGAGAAAUGGGAGGGAGAGGGUGUUCUCCAGAUGGUUGGACCUAUAACAUCAUCAUCCGAGGGUUGUUGAAAAACAAUAAGACAUCAAGGGCUAUAGGAUAUAUUCAAGAAAUGGUCAAAUGGGGUUUCUAUGCAGAUGCAUUUACUAUGGAAUUGAUAGUUGGUUUAUUGUGUGAGGAUGUAGUGGAUCCGGCUUUGUCGCCGUUGUUAAAAGAUGCAUGA